AUGUUCCGAGGACUUGUUCGAGCUACUCUUCGGAGACCAGCCCUUGAAAGCGUCAACAAAGGCUGCACAGCGCAUCGAAAUCUCGCAGUAUCCUCCGCAAAAUGUGGAAAGAAGAUGCCGGAUAGGCCCAAACCCCCGCCCGAGGAAGAAUUUACAGAGGUCUUCCUAAAAGGCAGUGGGCCUGGCGGACAGAAGAUUAACAAAACGUCGUCCGCGGUGCAAUUGAAACACAUUCCUACGGGCCUCGUCCUGAAGGUCCAAUCCACACGCUCACGCACCCAGAACCGCAAGCUCGCCCGGCAGAUGUUGGCAGAUAGAUUGGAGCAGCAGACUAAAGGGGCAGAGAGUAGAACUGCUGUUGUGGGGGAGGUGAAGAGGAAGAAGAAGAGUAGUGCCACGAAGAAGAGUAAGAGGAAAUAUCGCCUGUUGGAGGAGGCGAAGGAGGCAGCGGAAGCGGAAGCGGAAGGAGAUGGAGAUAGAGGCGCGCCUAGCAGUGAGCCUGCUUCCUGA
Venustampulla echinocandica is the source of this 510-nucleotide messenger RNA. RefSeq lists its product as uncharacterized. Gene Ontology annotation, molecular function: translation release factor activity. The record is from RefSeq and is a predicted model, not a curated record. Lineage: Eukaryota; Fungi; Ascomycota; Leotiomycetes; Helotiales; Pleuroascaceae. The transcript has 2 exons. Gene Ontology annotation, biological process: translational termination. The coding region runs from base 1 to 510 and encodes 169 amino acids. Gene Ontology annotation, cellular component: mitochondrion.